Messenger RNA from Penicillium robsamsonii, 1575 nucleotides. RefSeq names its product putative FAD binding monooxygenase. The record is from RefSeq and is a predicted model, not a curated record. Gene Ontology annotation, molecular function: FAD binding. The transcript has a single exon. NCBI's taxonomy places the organism in Eukaryota, Fungi, Ascomycota, Eurotiomycetes, Eurotiales, Aspergillaceae. The coding region runs from base 1 to 1575 and encodes 524 amino acids.
AUGGUUCCAAAGCUAAAACCAAAAACGGAUGUUCUCAUUGUCGGCGCAGGCCCAACUGGCCUUGUCCUUGCUCUGUGGCUUCACCACCAAGGUGUCAAUGUCCACAUCUUCGACCAGGCAGAGGCACCGGCGAAAGACUCACGAGCGAUAGUCGUUCACGCACGGAUAGUAGAGCUGUAUCGACAGCUUGGAUUGGCCGAAGACUUGCUGGCGCUCGGGUACAAGCUGCCGGCGACAAAUCUCUGGAUUGGUACAGAGCACAAAGCACACAUUUCGCUACGAGACUUCGGCCGCGAGUUGACUCCGUAUCCCUUCAUGCUGACUGCACCACAAGACGACCACGAAAAAAUGCUAGAAAAGCGACUGAACGACAUCGGCAUCUAUGUUGAACGAGGGUCGAAGUUGCAAGGCUUUGUGGACCACGGGACAAGCAUCACUGCUACCCUGUUCCGGGAGACAGAUGGGACCUCAACCACACUUGAGGCAUCAUACAUAGUCGGGUGUGAUGGAGCACAUUCGGCUGUUCGCCACGGGAUCGGUGCCAAAUUCGAGGGCGAGACAUACAAACCGCUGUUCUACAUCGCCGAUAUCGAAGGCAAAAGCGAGAGAUUCUUCAACGGCGAAGGUAACCUGGUCAUCACGGACGACACUUUCAACCUGGUGGUCCCCUACAACAAAGCAGGCCAUGCGCGAUUGGUUGGCAUCCUGAUCCCGGAUAAGGAUGACGGUGACACACGUGAAUCACCAGAGCAUGAGCACCAGAUCACGUUCGAAGACGUUCGACCCAAAAUUAUGCAAGCGAUGGAUCUGGAAAUUACAAAGGUCAACUGGUUCUCUACCUACCGCAGCCACCACCGUGUAGCCGACAGAUUCCGCAGCAAUCGGGCGUUCCUUGUUGGGGAUGCGGCUCACAUCCACAGUCCAGUUGGUGGGCAGGGUAUGAACACAGGCAUUAUGGACUCGAUCAACCUAGCGUGGAAGUUAGCGACGGUCCUCAAACAGACAAACAUGACCGAAGAAGCAAAACACCAACUGUUGGAAUCAUAUGAAUCCGAACGCCGCUCCUUCGCCAUGAUGAUAGUUAAGUCUACCGACACGGGUUUUACGACAUUGACAUCAAAAGGAUUCUUCCCAUACAUUCUUCGAAACUGGCUGAUUCCGUAUCUUGUGCCACUGCUUUUGAAGUUUGAUUUCGCCAGGACGAGAAUCUUCCGGGGCGGGUCUCAGCUCAUUUGUAACUACAGGGGGAGCAGUAUUUGUCAGCCUGGCCAAGGGACCAUACAGCCCGGCGAUCGUCUCCCGUGGGUUGAAAUCAACCAGGUGGACAAUUUUUCCACCCUUCGAGGGAUUUGUUGGCAGCUCCAUAUCUAUGGGGAGUCUUUACCGCAAUUUGAAGAGUGGGCCCGGAAGAUGAGUGUGAAAAUUUUUGUAUUCCUUUGGCAGGACCAAUACGCCAGAGCUGGACUGAUUAGGAAUGCCGUCUACUUGCUGCGACCUGAUCACUAUAUUGCAGGGAUUUUUGAGGGCCCGUCCGUUGAGGGGUUGGCCGAGUACUUCUCUCGGGGUUUCACUUAG